CGGGGAGGCGGGAGCUCGCUGAGCGGCCGGGCAGCAGGUAAACAAACAAGCGGACGGACGGACGGACAGACAGACAGGCAGACACGCGCCGCCGACAUGGUGUCCCCUGUCACCGUGGUGAAGAGUGAAGGCCCCAAACUGGUGCCCUUCUUUAAAGCCACUUGUGUCUAUUUUGUCCUCUGGCUGCCAACUUCGAGCCCUUCCUGGUUCAGUGCCCUCAUCAAAUGUCUGCCCAUCUUCUGCUUGUGGGUUUUCCUCCUGGCUCAUGGAAUCAACUUCUUAGUCGCACACCGGAGUGCCAGUCGCAUCCUGGCGGGACUCAUAUUCUCAGCAGUGGGAGAUGCUUUUCUCAUCUGGCAGGAGCAGGGCUACUUCAUUCAUGGUCUGCUGAUGUUCGCCAUCACACACAUCCUGUACUCCUCAGCCUUCGGCAUGAAGCCUUUGGACCUGAAAGCCGGCCUGUUGAUGGGCCUCGUUUCCAGUUCCUGUUAUGCCUUCCUGUACUCCUACCUCUCGGGCCCAUUCACCUACUUGGUGGCUGUCUACAUCGCCUUGAUUGGCUUCAUGGGCUGGCGAGCUGUUGCCGGCAUGCAGCUCUGCAAUGACCUCUGGACGUGGACCAAGCUCUCAGCCUGCAUCGGCGCGAUGCUUUUCAUGGUGUCGGACCUGACCAUUGCAGUUAACAAGUUCUGCUUUCCUGUGCCCUACUCACGUGUCAUCAUCAUGGCUACUUACUAUGCAGCCCAAAUGCUUAUUGCACUGUCAGCUGUAGAGAGCAGAGAUGAAGAGGACUUCAGAAAGAGGAACUAGGUGGAGUGCCAAUAGGUUGUGGACAAUGUGGGUUAUAUCUCAGGUGCUGUAGCUGCAUUCACCCCUGAGAGAGAUCUCCAUUUCUCUAGGCACAUUGGUGAUGUUGAUUUUGCUUCUUUGAAGCGUUACCUUUGGGGCUUUUUUUUCAGUGGCUUUCUCUGAAUACUGCUUACUUCAGUGUGGAGUCCACAUCAGAAAGCUUAGACUGUCCCUGCAGUAGCUACUCAUUCCACUUUUCCUCUUUGGAAGUGCUGUACUACUGCAUUGCAUUUGUUAGUCCUGAAACUGAUGCUGAAUGUCUGGGAAGAGGGAGGCUGAUGGAAAGGAGGCUUGGCAGUGCACUGUGCUAGGAGACUUGCUUUCAUUAGGGGGCAGACAGGCCCACAGCUCUGCUGAAGUAAUAGGUAAAAAUUAAUUUCACCAGUAUUUAAGCUAGUCUUUUAGUGCAUUGCAAACUCAGUAUGCAAACUGGAGCUGUCAGAGCCUCUGCUGAAAGGAAGCCCAGGAGCAGAGUAAAAACAGCACUUUCAGAUGAAUGUUGAGCUUUGGAGGCAAUGGCAGCAUGUAGGCUAGCCCCCAGCAAAACCGGAUAAAAGCAAAACACCAAGCAGAGAGCAUGUAGGAAGAGGUGUGCUGGGAUGCAGUGCUGUGUGCUUUGAUCAUGGCUCAUCACUGCUCCAGAGCAGAUCUGUGAAUGUGUCCGAGUGCUAACACGUGGCAGAACUAGGAAAUUCAGGGAAAUCUAUGCAGCCAGGCCGAUGUGUUCUCCCUCUGCCACAUGCGCAGUUACAUGGUGUCAGCAGCCACCAGUGACAGCCGAGGUGUAACGGGAACAUGAAGAACUGUGAUUUUUGCAGAAGGACUUUGAGGAUCUGUCUUACUAACAUACCUCCUAUCUGUGUCCUUAACAUGGCAGAUAGGAAUCUAACCUUUAUGCCUUUCUUCCUCAGGAUUUUAAUGAAUAAUACUCCAUUUACUCAUUAAGCUUUUACAGUACUGCUGCUUGCAGUGCUGCUCCCAAAUCUCCCUGCAAGCAUUUCCUUUGAUGGUGGUUAGUCAAGGCUCUCAUUUUGGUUGUAGAUGGUUGUUGCCUUUUGCCUACUGGUGGCAUAUGAUCAACUUUGCACCACUUCUUUUGGAAAGCCCCUUUUCAGCAGAGCUUCAUGAGAAGCACUGUCUUGUGUGCUCCAAGUGCCUGCCGCUUCCUUCUUGUACUGACACAAAGGCAGCGAGAACAUCAGAACCAUCAGGGCUGGGGAAGCCUAUUUAGUUCUGAUCCAAAUUCUUUGUUCAGUUUGUCCAUCUGCUGAAGCAAGAUUACUUCUGACUUCAAACUUUCUAAAAAAGAUAUAGAAAGAAGUGGCCAUAUUUAUUAAACCAGGUUCAUUUGUGGUAUUUUUCCUCUUAUUUUGGAUACCUUACAGCAAGCUCUGUUUCUGUUUGAAAUUAUCUUGAAUGUGUUCUUUCCUUUCAGUCCAUCUUAGGGCCAUUCCUGUGGACUGAGAUGGUCCCUCGCUGGCUUGUUUCUAAGGCACAACAUUGAGGUGUGCAAAGGAAGCUUGCUGCGGGUUCUUGCACCUCUUCAAACCAAAACAACCAAAACAGACUGCACGACUCUAAUCUGCACAGGCUCCAAAAACCCCUUCAGUACGCUCUCAUGAGCACAGCAAACAGGAGGAGCAACCCUCCAAAGCGUCCUCGUAGGCUGGAAAUCACCGUUGUCUCCAUACCUAGCGUGCCUGGACCAUUCCAGUCGAAAGCCUGGCACUGAAUCCCUGGAACAGUUGGCAGAGCAGGAAUUCCUCUCCGUGAGGCGGUAUGGCAGGGUCAGGGGGUAGUUAUGGGAAGAUUACCAACCCUACUACGUUUCCCAUUGGUGUUGAGAGGUGCUAAGUGGGUUUCGUGUGCCUCCCCAGCCUUGCACAGUGGGAUUCAGCGUGGAAUAGGCAUUGCCUACCCAGGACUCUCUGCAUUAGUGCAAAUACAGCCAGUAUUACAAAAAAAUCUAGGUUAACUGUCCUGACCCUGUAGAAUCAUCUGCUGCUUUUCAGACAGAGAUCAGAAAGGCCAGCUGCAUUACUGAGAGGGAAAGCAUUGUAAAUAGCACAGGCCCGUGUAAUCUCUUCCUUUAAUGCUGUUGUGUAAUACUGUCAGUAUGCAUUCACUGCAGCACCAGGGCCUGCCUGGAGUAAACUGCUAAGGGAAUUUAGAGCCAUACAACAUUUUCAUUCAUCAGUAUUGCUUAUCUCCUGGCCGCAGUGUGAACCCUGCAUUGUAGCUCUCUGUGGAUGUCACCUGCUGCUACUCAGCUUGACAGUUUGCAGAUCUCUUCCAGCUAAGAGGAGACAGAGCAUUUGGGCUGAACCCCACCAUGCUCCCAGGGCAUAAGCAAACAGCAUGUUUCAGUCUGAUUUACAUCUCCCUGUCAUGGGUCAUUCCAGCACACUGAAUCCUUCCUUGCCAGUUUUCCUUUUCCUUGCCCCCCUGGCUUUCCUUUGCUUUGAAGAAAAUGAGUGUGUGUUCAAGUAACCUGUUUAAAAGUUAGAAUGCCAGUGUGAGCCGUUACCUCCCUCUUUCUAGAAAUGAGAAGUCAUCAAUUUUCUGAAGGUGUCUCGGUUGCUUUUAUGCAGUCUUUUUUAUCUUGGCUUCCUGUGCUGUCCUGCUCUACUAUCAGCCAGUGUAUCCUUGCAGAGAAGGCUCUUUUAAGUGUUAAUAGGAAACCUGCCCUCUUGAUAAAAAGAUUCUCCACUCGCUGUCAAGGUGCUGCUUCUGGCGGCAGAGGUCUCUGGGUGGAUCUAGCUAGAUCAUGUUCCUGCCCUUGAACGCGAGGCAGGGCCAUCCGCAUGGGAAGUCAGAAGGAGUCCUGGGCUGUUUGGCAGUUCACCAGCUAAGGCUCUUAAUCUUCAAUCUUUUUCUCCUGCUCUGCAGUUCCUCUUUUAAUCUACAUUACUUGAAUGAAACCAUUUUCUUGGAGGCUGUCUUUCCUGCUGGGGAGAGGCCAGCUGCUGUGGACACUGAUUUGACACAAUUCUGAUUUUCAUAAACCUUGAGAAACACUGAGCGGUUGCUGACAGUUUGUUAAAUACCUUUGGUGGGGGGCGUGUGAAACACUUCCCCUUACUCCCAGUGAGGGCAGUCUUCAAUUCGAAAGGGAGCAAACAAGAAACGGGGCACACAUGAUUGUCUGUGGCAUUGCCAGCCUUUUCUGGACCUGCCUGUUGCCCAUUUACGCAUUGUCAAACUGAGAGGUUUGAUCCAUUCUUCCCCUCUUCCUUUCAGGGACACAGUCUCUGAGGCGCGCUCGCUCUUUGGCCCAGGGACUUUAUAGAGGGGACAAAGCACCCCCCAUACGUGGUGCGUGCCUGGUCACAGCAGUAUUAGCUCCUUCGCUUGCUAAGUACAGAGGCUUUCUUUUUACUACACUGUACUCAAAAGCCCCUCUGAAAUUCCCAUCUACUUCCCAUAACUUGAGGUUAUGCAUACAGUGCAAUUACUUCUGUCCUCUUUCAUUACCAUAGCUAGCACCUGUUGGUAGAGCCUUUGGCUCCUUAUUUGGAAAUAUAACAGUUGUGGCUAAUGUAUGUCAGCCAUAUAUCUCUCUCUGUAGAUAGAUCCUCCUUGUCUUUGCUCACACAAAACUCCCCAUGAAGUCAAAGAAGCAGUGCUAAUCACAGCCUGUUUUUAAUGCUAGUGAUGCUACCGGGCUGUGCUCGUUACAUUAAUAUCAGUAGUGUGAAGCUGAUGUAGAAAGGGCAGGGUGAGAAGAAAAAAGCCAGAGGCUUUUCAACAGCUGUAUUCCCACCUUGGUGAGAAAACUGUGUUACUGCUUUACAGCUGGCUUCUUACCCUUCCAUACUGAGGCAAUUUAAAGACCUGAUUGGUUUAAGAAUAACUCUAAUGUGGCUUUGAAGUAGACUGCUGAAAAUAUGCUGCCAUUGGUGGAAAUAUAUAUACACACAAAACUCCCAAGACAAAAUUUCCAGGAUUUUUUUAGUGUUUCUUCUAAGUUUUCUUGUUCCAUAGUUUGUCACUGAGACCUGUAUGUUUUCAGCUUGGUGUCAUGGUAAUUUUGGGGUUUGUUCUGGAGAAAACAGAUCAUAGCAAACAGCAACUAUAAAGCUCAGUGGCAGGUGCCUCUUUGCUGGGUUUCUGCUUUUAAGCAGAGGCAGUGUGACUGUGAAUUCGGAACAGGCUGGGAAAUUGCUGGCUUCCCAUGACAGAAGUCCUCCCAAGUACUUCUCCUGCCUUUUAUCCAUGCUUGCUCCUUUUGUGGCCUUGGGUAAGUCACUUAAAUUUUCUGGUGCCAGUUCCUCAUCUUGUGUAAAUGGGCCUGAGUGUAUGAAAAUCAGAGCUAUGCCAGGUUACAACAGCAGGGGACCAGGCCCUCUGUGUCUGUCUCCUCCCAUUUCUAAAAUGGGGAUAUUAACAUGUACCUACCUCACAAGGAUGCUGUGAGGAUUAAUACUCAUACAGCGCUUCAAAGAUGUAAAGUGCUAUACAAGUUCCAAGUAUUAUUGUAACAUAGUGUUAAAAAUGCUUCCAGGGAUUUGCAGGACAUCUUGUAAGAGCCUGGAACAUGUGACUGCCUUUUUGAUUUGCAUCAGAUGGAAAGCAAAUGCAAAAUAUUUAUUCUUAAUGUCUAACAGGAAAGGCUUAGUUGCACUUGAACUCGGAGGAGGGUUUAGCGAGAAAGUCUGAACUCUAAUUGCACUUCUGCAAAUGGUUUUUAGUUCUUCUAAAAAUCUCAACUAAAUCCUUAAGAUGUAAACUUUGCAUCCAAAUUUUGCAGUCGGGUCUCAUCCCCAACUGUUAGCUAGAAUAAAUCUAAUCCAGCCAAAAUGCAGUGCUCUCAGUCUAUCAUGACUGUUGAAAAGACUGGAACAGAACAUGAAGUUAUUCUGUUUGACUUGCAUUUUGCAGAAGGUCAGCUCAGUUUCAUGGGACAUCUUACAAAGGGACGUUUAAUUUCUGCGACUGUAAAUUUCACUGGCUUUAAAACCAGCCAAGAGGGAAGGCCAUGAUGGGAUCAGUAAGGUCAGCACAUCCUUCUUGGGAUUACUUCCUUUUCACCUGCAUGAAAGUAGGAGUAGGCUGUGCAGAGAAGGAAGUGCUUGUACCAUCAGUCCUAUGGCCCAGAGCUUUGUAGAUUAGAAAUACAGCUCUGAACCAUCCCCACAUUCUCAGCUGGUAUAAAAAUGCCCCACUUCACUGAUUUCAAAUCUGAUCCCGCAGCUAGAAGGUACUUGGUUCUGAUAGCACUAGCUGCGCUGUACAAACACAAAUGAAGACAAGCAACGACACACCAAGGAACGCGACUGGUGUACAUAUAAAAUGGACCAUAAUUUCGAAGCAGCUGCAGUAAAAUCUUAUCUUAAUAUGAACUCAGAAGCAAACACAAUGCAAAUUUUUAUUGUUUCUUUAAAAUGUUUGUUGGGUUUUAGUUUUCUUAGUUUGGAGGAAGUUCUCUUGAUGUUAUUUUAUUUUUGCUCUUACUGUAAGAAAUAAAAAUGUACAACUCUAGACAGACUACAAAUUCAAAAAAGGUGGCCAGUUGGCGGGAAUGCCAAAACUUCUGUGGCUUGUAUUGUUUCUGUGGUGACACUAUGCUGCUGUAGGAUGAGCUACUGGAGUGGUGCGAUGGUACAGCAGUGAGGCUGAAGCACAAGGCCCUCUGCAGGCUGAGCUCCAGCAAUGGGAGCACAACUGGGCCAAUUUUGAUUGGUAAAAAGAGAGAAGCACCAUCAGGAAAUAAUCUCUCUCCUGACAGUUCAAACACAAAGACCAAAUCUAGCUCACUGGGUCAGGGUGCUGAAUCAGGACAAAUGCACAGGCCUAGACCUUGCUCUUGCAGCCUGCUGUUAGGACCAGGACCUACAUUCACCAGGGGAGGCUUGCUCUAGGCCUACAGUGCUAGCAGGGUCAGGCCAGCAGAACCUGGCCCUUAGUUAAAAAAAAAACCCAAAAAACUUCCCCCAAAACCCAACAACCCCAACCAAACGAUAAAGCAAAGCAAAGAGCAAAUGCCAUUGAAUAAGCACUACUUCUGCCUGGCUAAUCCUGCAGGGCUGGCUGGUCUGUCCUGAACACUAAUAUCCGUCUUGUACCCAGUCCGAGCCUCUUGCUCCAUCCCCUCGCCCACAUGCUCCAGGCAGAGUGCACUGAAAGAUGUGCCUGAAGCAGCUGCUCUCCCUCGGAGAGUCAGCAUAUUGCCACGUCUGAAAGUUUCUAGCACUUACUUCUUUUACUAUGAUUGUAAAGGUCACCACCUACAGUACGGCCACUUGAUCUGGGAUCUUUUCUUAACACAUUUUUAUGCUGAUUUUACUAUUUUAAUUCUUUGGAAUGUAUUUUUUUUUCUUCAUUUCUUCUGUGUGUAACAGCAAUUAAAAAUAUUAAUUUACUGAGUAUUUUUACCAUGCA
Dromaius novaehollandiae (emu) is the source of this 7230-nucleotide messenger RNA. RefSeq names its product transmembrane protein 86A (gene TMEM86A). Lineage: Eukaryota; Metazoa; Chordata; Aves; Casuariiformes; Dromaiidae. Gene Ontology annotation, cellular component: membrane. Bases 97 to 810 code for a protein of 237 amino acids. Gene Ontology annotation, molecular function: hydrolase activity. The transcript has 3 exons. The record is from RefSeq and is a predicted model, not a curated record.